GAACAAGCUACUCAGACUAAGAGAUACUUAUCGGACUCUGAACCUAUGAGAGAAGCAAACACUUCUUUGCAGGAAUUUUUUACCACGUCUAAGGAAUUCUCUCAAGUGUUAUCUACAGCUUCGAUAUUCAAGAACCCCUUUACAUCUAGCUGUGCCCAGAAAUCUAAAGCUUCUGAAUCCUACAAGGAGCAGCCAGAUACAUCUGUCAAAGUACAAGAAUCGAACUUGAAGAGCUCCAGAAGGGUUACUAGAGCGUUGGCUCGUUCUUCUCAAACUUCUUCCAUU
Messenger RNA from Ilex paraguariensis (yerba mate), 285 nucleotides. The record is from the annotation of a GenBank genome assembly. Lineage: Eukaryota; Viridiplantae; Streptophyta; Magnoliopsida; Aquifoliales; Aquifoliaceae.